CGUACCAGAACAACUUCAACUUCGAAUAGCAUUUUGGAGUUUUCCCGAUAACGAAGAGGAUAUUCGACUGUAUUCCUGCUUAGCUAAUGGAUCAGCAGAAGAAUUUUCUAGGGGCGAUACCCUACACAAAAAUCAUAUGGUUAAAGAUCCGUUACAAAUUGGUUUUCAUUUAUCUGCUAGUGUUCAACAGGCACCAAGAAACACUCACAAUGUCGCUGUAACAUUUGACAGGCGCAGGAUCUCAUCUUGUAACUGCACAUGUACAUCAACAGCAUAUUGGUGCUCGCAUGUUGUUGCUGUUUGCCUCACUCGAAUACACUGGCCUCAUCUUGUGACACUUCGUGCUCCUGUAUCUGAAUCUUUGUCGCGAUUACAACGCGAUCAACUUCAAAAAUUCGCACAAUACCUCAUAAGUGAACUUCCUCAACAAAUUCUACCUACAGCUCAGCGGCUUCUAGAUGAGCUCUUAGGCUCUCAACCGUCAGCCAUCAAUUCAGUUUGUGGAGCUCCUGAUCCCACAGCGGGUGCAUCUGCGAACGACCAAACAUCUUGGUAUUUGGAUGAAAAAACUUUACAUGAUAAUAUAAAGAAAAUUCUGAUUAAAUUCUGCGUACCUGCGCCAAUUGUUUUUAGCGAUGUCAAUUAUUUGAGUACGGUAGCUCCACCUGCUGCUGCAGAAUGGUCGUCCCUUUUGCGUCCAUUACGAGGUCGAGAACCUGAGGGAAUGUGGAAUCUUUUAAGCAUCGUCAGAGAAAUGUUUAAAAGGAAUGACCGAAAUGCCAUUCCACUUCUUGAAAUUAUUACCGAAGAGUGUCUUGCAUGUGAACAAAUCCUCAUCUGGUGGUUUAAUACAAAAGUGGCACUAUUAAGUGGAAAUUCUGGAUAUGGUGGUAGCGGAGGUGGUAAACACAAUAAUGUCAACAGUAAUACGCACGCAUCUCAACAUGCAUGUUCUUCUCUUUGUGAUGAGGUUGUUAUCCUUUGGAGAUUAGCAGCGUUAAAUCCAGGAUUGGCCCCAUCUGAAAGAGACAUGCUACAUAACCAGUUUACUACUUGGCAUAUGAAGACUCUUGAAAAAGUGAGUAAAUGUCGCAACACUACGUCAAGUUCUCAACAACACUAUAAGAAUUCCUCCACAUUAAAGAUGGAUUUAGAAGUUUUCACGGGAUUCAAACCAGCCAUAGAGGCAUGUUACCUCGACUGGGACGAUUAUCCAAUGCCUGGAAUUACAUAUACUCAAGAUAUAAACCCUAUGUACCACUGCCCAUUUACUUGUUUUCGACAUGGAGCAGAUACCAGCAGAGGUGAAAGUCAAGUAACACAGGUGAAUUCCAGUAAAGCAGUACUUAAUUGUGAACACCCUCACGUCCAUACAACACAUUCCCACCAUCAUCAUCAUCACCAUCACCAUCACCACACACAUAUGAGAGCAGCUCCAAGGUAUGACUUUAUAAGUAUGAAUCCCAUGGAAUAUCCACCACAUCCACAACUCAACGAGAGGGAUGGGAACAGAUCGAGCGUCAGUAGCGAGGGCUUUUGUGAAGUUGAUGAUGACAUGAAUAUUCUUCAAGAAAGCCGUUUCAACGAUUCCGAUUCACAAGAAGGUGGCGGUAGCGAUUCAUCAAGUAACAGUAGUCAAGAAUGUCGAACGCCUCCAACAGCACAACAUUCAAUAUCCAUUGAUAACGAAACAAACAAACAAGUACCAAAUGUUUCUAUACCUACUACUUCUGUCUCUUGGGCGCCACAACCCCAACUAACACCAAUAUCCAGGAGGGACUCUAAAGAUGAUUCAACAUCCAGCUCUAAUUCAGAUUCUCCUCAAUCUGGCGAUGAAUAUAAUAUGUACUUUUAUAAUAGCAAGGAUAUUGGAUUAAUAAAUUCCAAUGCCCAGAUAAAUCCAAAAGUGGAAGAAACUGAAGAUAAAGCUGGAAUGUUCUCUAGCAUAAGAAAGUGUGAAGAUCCUUGGGAUGUUUUAUUUGCUAGAGCUGAGGGAUUGCACGCCCACGGGCACAGCAGAGAAGCUUGUAUUUUGGGCGUGAAACUUGCGGAGGAGUUGCUCAUGAAUCCGCCCGACUUAAUGAUUGAAAUUCCUCCUGUACCUAAGAAAAAAGGAAAGAAACAACAAGUGAAUCCUGCAAGCCAUCAAUUGAGCUGUUUAGCAUCUGCAACACUAUCAAAAUGUGCCUUUUUAUGUUCAGUUUUAGCAGAAAACAGUGAACACUACCACCUAGCUUUUCGCGUUGGUAUGUUUGGCUUGGAAAUGGCUCGACCUCCUGCCAGUACCAAACCUUUGGAAGUCAAAUUGGCAAACCAAGAAACUGACUUGGUGAAUCUUUUGAAAAGAAUACCCUUAGGGCACAAAGAGCUCCAAGUUCUCAGGGAAAGAGCGGAACAACUUAAAGAAGGUACUUUACGUUCAAGAGGAGAAGCAAUGCUACCAAUAAUGUUGGCCAGUUUUAUCUUUGAUGCUCUUGUUAUGCCUAAUAUUACUGGUAAAGAUCGAUCAAAGAUUCUUAAUAUGAGACUACCUACAGAUGAACUUUUGGGUUUUGAAGCAGCGGUUGCAGCUCUAGGUUUAAAAGCUAACGUUUCUGAAGCUGAUCAUCCGCUCCUUUGCGAAGGCACUCGUCGUCAACGAGGUGACUUGGCUAUCGCCCUUUUAAUGCUAUACAAAGAUGACUGUUGGAAAAUAGCAAGGAUAAUGGAUAGAUUAUUAGAUAAAGAAGUACAUCAAUUGAUGAAAACGCCACUCACUGGCUUAUACUAUUCUAGCAAUCCACCAACCAAGAGUCAGUACUUUAAUUUGAAACGAGAAGACUGUGAUAAAGUAGUCGCUCCCAUCAGUCCGUUUUUGCCUCCCACAGAGAUGAUGUCGACCGAUAUGGCUUGUUGUAGUAGACCGCAUAGUGCAACCAGCGCGGAGCUUGAACAGAGCAUGUCUAAUCUUUCGAUAAAUCCCCAACAAGGAUCGGUCCAACAAGGCGCCAUAACUAGGACUAAAGAUGGACGUUACAAAGGAAAACGAGCAUAUCCUUCCAUUCCUAAUCAACCGUCCGAAGCCGGUGCUCAUUUUAUGUUUGAAUUGGCCAAAAACGUUCUUAAUAAAGCGGGUGGAACAAGUAGUACAUCUCUUUUCACCCAGGCAUCUACAAGUCAGAAUCAUCAUGGACCCCACAGAGCAUUGCACAUGUGCGCUUUUCAACUAGGAUUGUAUGCUUUGGGAUUGCAUAAUUGUGUUAGUCCGAAUUGGUUGAGCAGGACUUAUUCCUCGCAUGUAUCGUGGACAAUAGGUCAAGCGAUGGAAAUAGGUGCAGCAGCAAUAUCUUUCUUAAUAGACACUUGGGAAGGACAUUUAACUCCUCCUGAAGCUGCGAGUAUCGCCGAUAGAGCCUCUCGUGGUUGUGACGUCAAUAUGGUGCGAGCGGCAGCAGAAUUGGCACUGUCCUGCCUACCGCAUGCUCAAGCCCUUAAUCCUAAUGAGAUACAACGGGCAAUAUUACAAUGUAAAGAACAAAGUGACGAUAUGCUAGAACACGCAUGUCACACUGUAGAAAAUGCUGCAAAAGGCGGCGGAGUUUAUCCCGAAGUUCUUUUCCAGGUUGCUAAAUACUGGUACGAGCUAUAUGUCAGGCAUACACCUGGAGGUGACCAAUUACUGGAUAACGAUAUACCUCACGAUCCUUUGAUGGAUUUACAUGGAGCUCUGGUGGCCUUAAUAGAGCCCCCAGUUCAACAGGAAGUUCCCCCAGCAGCUCAGCCUGUAGUUGUGACUACUGCUCCUCCAUAUACACAUGCGGCUCCACCGGUCGGAAUGUAUGUGAGCCAUUAUAAUUUCGUACCUCAUCCACAUCAUCCUCCAAUCGCAUACGGGGGCCCUCUACACCCCCUGCAGGCACCACCUCCGACGCAUGUUCAAAUGUAUCAGUUUCCUUACCCACCACCUGCUCCUCAACAGGCUCCUCCAACAGCUUUCACACCUGUACCAACAUCAUAUGCAACUUUGCCACCACCACAACAGACUGCUUUCACGAGUGCGCCGUCACAAUACGCACAAGCACCGCCGCCUACUCCUGCAGCAGCUGUGUUCGCAGCACCAGCAGGUCCACAACAAGCAAUUCCAGUUCAAGGAUCUCAACCACCUCCCGUUCAGUAUUAUGGUCCUACAGUUACCAUAGCUCAGCCUGUUCAAGGAUUAAGACCUGCUACACAUAUGUAUGCAGCUCCACCGCCAGGUAUUGCAGCCCAUCCACAACAAGCUUUAGCAAGACCGCAUAGACCUCACCAAUUCAAUCAAACUCAGCUCAGGUAUUUAUUAACGUCAUAUAGAGUCGGAAUGUUGGCAUUAGAAACACUUGCUAGAAGAGUACAUGACGAUAGACCGCAAGCAAAAUAUGCCAGAAACCCACCUUACGGUGAAGAUGUCAAAUGGUUGUUGAGAAUUUCCAAACAUUUAGGAACCCAAUAUCUACACCAUUUCUGCGUUUGUGUAGUUAACUCGAUAGUAAGUCCUUUUGUUUUGCAUGAUGUAGCAAUCGAAGCUGCACAAUAUUUAUCGCGGAAUAAUCCCAGUCUCGUGAUGCAACAUUUACGCACUGCACUCACUCCUCUCGUCCAGAAGUGUCAACAAAUGUACAUACAAUGUAUGCACCAAAAGUUAUAUCAUUUAACAGCAGGGGAUUACGAAGAUUUCGUAAGUAUAGUUUGCACAGCGAGGGCUGCAUUCCAGAUCACUCCGGACGGAUCGACGCAAUUCAAAGAAUGGUUGCAAUCUAUUCGAAGGUCAAAAUCUUGCAAAAAAGACUUAUGGACGCAGAUCAACGCGGCUUUGCAAGCUAACAACAAAUGACAAAGGCCUGAAACUCAGGCUUCUUCUUCCUACAUUCAUCAUAGAUUAGUUUCCGAAGUUCCAGAAGAACAGGAAUUACCACAACCAUCCCCAACACCACCACCACCUGUUUUACAUCUCUGCAACCUGCCGAAAACUGAGCUAGCUCUUGUCCAUCCCAUCUAUAUAACUCACGCUCCUCCAUCACUUGCUCUCAUCCCUCAACAAGAAUCUAUUGAAGAACAGCAGCAGUGGCCUCCUCAUCCGUCUAACAGUUGACUAGUAUUUGAAAACGGGAUAUUUUAUCAAGGUGAGACCAUUCUGUAUGGAGGCGAUGCGGACUUGCCAAGGGACGACGCGAUCAUUUAUGAAACUAGAAUAGGCUACCAAGCAACUUUGCAAGACAUAAACAACCCUGGUACUGCCUCUCAAGAAAGUGCAGUUGUCUCAUGUAAUAAUGGUCAUAAUGAGGCAGGUUUGGAGAGUCAGUUAAUGAGAGGAUUCUGGAAAAUUUGAGCUUCACGUUAAAUGUAUUAAUAGUUUCUAAUUAAAAGAAUUUUGCUUGUAGGGAAUUUUUUCUAGAAAUUAAUUUCAUGUUUUGAUUUUAAUAAAAUAUACUAAAAUACCAUUAUAAAAAAUUUAAAUGUUUGUAAUGAGUGUUUUUCUAUGAUUUUUUUAUAUAAUUUUACUAUAUCGCAAUAUUGAUUUGUUUAUGAAUUUUUCAAAAUUGAGGAAGUUAAAAAGUAUUCAAUUUAAAUAGUUGUACCAUGUACAUCAAAGCAGGUCCUUCCGCAAAUUAUAUACUUUAAUCGUCCCUUUACCAAAACGCAUUAUAAGAAAUCGCUGUGCCGCAAAUUCUCUUUUAUGUCUUUUAUCUACUGAAAACAGGUGCCUCAAAAUAAUAAAUGGUUAUGUAACUUUUUCAACCUGUUAGUAUGCUUUAUCCAAUAUUUUAAUCUAUUGUAAAUAUUGCAAAAUAAGUUGGCAAAAUGGACAGCUGUAAAAGAACUAAAUGAUGGGUAACACUAAAACUCGAGCUGAAAAAUUCUAUUAAUUUUCUUAUAGCUUCAAAAUUACUAUUUCGAAAUCAAAUACUACUCCUAUACAUAUUCGAUUAAAAAAGAAAUAUUUUUAUGAGUUGUUAAUUAGACAUAUCUGUUUAUGGCUUUACUUACAGUAUAUCAUACCUGCUGUCAGCUGGUUGUUGGAUUUUUUUACUAGUACUUCGAUCAAUAGUUCGGAAGAAUCUGCAUAUAAUAGUGAAGAAAAGAUCAGGAGUAUAUAGUCCCAAUUAGGUUUAUUUCCUUAUCUUGAAACUUUUACUUCUUUUUUCUAUUGAUAUUUUGGUUUAAAAUAGUAGCUGUUUAGAAUUAUUGAUGUAUUAACCAAAAAAUCUAUGUGUCAGUAAAUAAACAAAUAAUUCGAUAUACAACCUGGGAAUAUCAGAAUAGUAAUAUUAUAUAGUAGAUUGAGUUUUCCUCCAUUUUGAAAAAACGCUGAUUUUUAGCAAAUACUAUUUCUUCUCCAAACCCAAAUACAACGAUUUUUAUUUAUAAAUAGGUGUCUGUUAAAUUAAUUAAGUAGGUUUAAUUAUAAAAUAUAAAUAUAAAAAUAUACUGGGCUCUCGUGAAUUUCGCAGAACUAUUUUUCUUGAUCUACAUUUUCAUACAGAAAAUGAGAGGAUUUAAAAUUAGAAAGAAGAAAGUUAUUUACCUAAAACCUUUUUCUAUGUUUAUUACUAAUUAUAAUAUUUUAUUCUCAUACUUCUAAAUUAUGAAAUUAUAAUACACAACCCAGCAAAAUUGAGGCAUAAUUUCGCUCUUGUAAUCUCAAAAAAAUUGCAAUGAAUUAUUUGUGAAAAAUUAUUUUAAGAAGGUGCAAUUGUGAUAAAAAGAUUUCCAUAUUUUAAUGCCUAUGAAUUAAAUUUUGUGCUAUUAGCUGGCUAUAUUAUUGCUUCGAUUUCAAUUUUUUGGAUCAUUGUUGUCGAGUUGUCAUUGCAAAAGAGAACAAAUGGUACAAUUAAUGGUUCUAGUCCAUCAACUAUAUACCUAUGAGCAUUAAGACUGGACAUAACAAGCCUUUAACUUAGUGCUUGAACUCAUACGAAUUGGUCCUGAUUUGCAUCAAUUACGCGCCUACUGCACUGACCUAGUCUUUGAUUUUUUCCCCAACUAGGUUGCGUACAUAGAUAAAAUGAUUUUUAAGUAAAUCGUUUCUUGCAUUUUUUAAAUUUACAUAUCUUCACAAAGUAUUGAUAAGUUUACAUAAAUCUUUAAAAAUAAUUAAAAAAAGAAUUAAUUUUGCUGGGAAAUGCAUAUUGUUUACUAAUGAAACUAAUUCUAACACUAACGUUUUGAUUUAAUCUAAAAUCUAUUCCAAAAACCAUGUAAAAGACAUAAAUUUUGAACAAUUGAAUAAAUACCAAAAACGAA
Diorhabda sublineata is the source of this 7260-nucleotide messenger RNA. Its product is annotated as zinc finger SWIM domain-containing protein 8 homolog. The coding region runs from base 137 to 4849 and encodes 1570 amino acids. Gene Ontology annotation, cellular component: Cul2-RING ubiquitin ligase complex. Gene Ontology annotation, molecular function: zinc ion binding. NCBI's taxonomy places the organism in Eukaryota, Metazoa, Arthropoda, Insecta, Coleoptera, Chrysomelidae. The record is from RefSeq and is a predicted model, not a curated record. The transcript has 20 exons.